AUGUUUCAUACGGUAAUUAUUCGUCGAGUUCUCCGCACACGAUCAUGUGCCGGGCCUGCCGGCUAUAAAAAGGGACUUGGUAACAACCUCUCUUUUCGAAGCUUCCUUGUCUUGUGCAACUCCAAAAAUAGGGGCGAGUUUUCUCCAUCACUCCAUCCCAUUUUCUGAACCAUGGCCGAGGCAGCUGCCAAGCCACCUACUAAUGCAGUAGCAGAGGAUGAGAGGAAACUCAAAUAUUUGGAUUUCGUUCAAGUUACAGCGAUCUAUGUGAUAGUUUGCUUCUCCACUUUGUACGAAUACGCCAAAGGGAACUCCGGGCCACUGAAACCUGGUGUUGAAGCUGUUGAAGCCACUGUUAAAACCGUCAUCGGACCGGUUUACGAAAAAUUCCACGACGUGCCUUUCGAUCUCCUCAAGUUCGUCGACUUCAAGGUUGAAGAUUUGAUGAACGAAGUAGAUCGCCAUGUACCUUAUUUACUGAAGCAGACGUCAUGCCAAGCUCUGUUGCUGGCUCAGAAGGCUCCUGAAUUAGCUCGAGAUCUCGCCGGCGAGAUACAGCGUGAUGGCUUAGUUGACACGGCGAGCAGGGUAGCCAAAGCGCUUUACAAAAAGUACGAACCUACAGCCAAGGAGCUAUACGAAAAGUACGAGCCACUAGCCGAGAAGAAUGCUGUUUCGGCUUGGCGGUCUUUUAACAGGCUUCCGCUAUUCCCUCAAGUGGCUCAGAUUUUGGUGCCUACGGCUGCUUAUUGGAGCGAGAAAUACAAUCAAGCUGUGGCGUAUGCGUCAGAGAGAGGCUAUGCGGCGGCGUAUUAUUUUCCGAUUAUUCCUCUGGAGAGGAUCGCGAAGGUGUUUGAAGGCGGCGCCGGCGCCGCUGAGAACGGGCAUUCCGUUUCCGUGAAUGACGGUUCGGUUACUUUGGUGCAAUGACCAUUUUUGCAUUUCUUUAAUUUUUUCAGUAUGUGACGUAAGGAUGGACUGGGCCCAUUGGGCUUUAAUGGGCCGCUGGGUUUAAUAAUUUUGGUUUGUUUGUUUCUUACAUUGUUAUCUGUAGUGAAAAAAAGCACUAAUUGUUAUCUUUAUAUCAUAAGCCAUUAUUUAUCUAAUUCCUACAUAUACUGUAUUAGUGUGCUCA
Molecule: messenger RNA, 1135 nt
Organism: Nicotiana attenuata
Lineage: Eukaryota; Viridiplantae; Streptophyta; Magnoliopsida; Solanales; Solanaceae
Product: stress-related protein-like
Exons: 3
Coding region: 172-930 (252 amino acids)
Source: RefSeq, a predicted model, not a curated record